This is a messenger RNA of Staurois parvus, 304 nucleotides long. The record is from the annotation of a GenBank genome assembly. Lineage: Eukaryota; Metazoa; Chordata; Amphibia; Anura; Ranidae.
CAUGCCGGGGAUGGACACAUAGGAUAACAUGCCGGGGAUGGACACAUAGGAGAACAUGCCGGGGAUGGACACACAUAGGAUAACAUGCCGGGGAUGGACACAUAGGAGAACAUGCUGGGGAUGGACACAUAGGAGAACAUGCCGGGGAUGGACACAUAGGAUAACAUGCCGGGGAUGGACACAUAGGAUAACAUGCCGGGGAUGGACACAUAGGAUAACAUGCCGGGUAUGGACACAUAGGAGAACAUGCCGGGGGGAUGGACACAUAGGACAACAUGCCGGGGAUGGACACAUAGGAGAACAU